Falco peregrinus (peregrine falcon) is the source of this 6588-nucleotide messenger RNA. It is a transcript of the gene B3GALT6, whose product is annotated as beta-1,3-galactosyltransferase 6. Gene Ontology annotation, molecular function: UDP-galactosyltransferase activity. The transcript has a single exon. The record is from RefSeq and is a predicted model, not a curated record. NCBI's taxonomy places the organism in Eukaryota, Metazoa, Chordata, Aves, Falconiformes, Falconidae. Gene Ontology annotation, biological process: glycosaminoglycan biosynthetic process. Gene Ontology annotation, cellular component: membrane. The coding region runs from base 430 to 1473 and encodes 347 amino acids.
CCCUGUUGCAAGAUGGCUGCCGCCCGCCGCCGCCGUGCGCGGUCAGGUGGUGCGGGGCGCGGCCACUCCUCCUGCCCCUUCCCCACAAGGCAGGCGGCGAGCGAAGCGGCGGCCGCUACGCGCACCGGGUCCGCGCUGGAGGCCCGGCGGGUGGGCAGGAGCCGCUCCUCCUCCCGGCCUGAGCUGGUGCUUCCCUGAGGAGAAGCGGGGAGAAGACAUGAAACCGCCUCUGAGGGACGGCGAAGCACGGUGAGGGUUCCUGCAAGAAGCUUGUCCCCUCUCGGCGGCCGUAAGCCGCUCCAGCCCCUCCCCCCCCUUCGGGGCGGGGUUCCUGCCGUUCCCGCCUAAAUCUCGGGGGGGCGGGGCCUGGCGGGGCCUGGCGGGGGGGGGGGAACUUCGGCCUGUUCGCCCUGUCGAGGCCUGGCGGCCAUGAAGCUGUUGCGCCUGCUGUGCCGCCACAAGACGGCCCUGGGCCUGGGUGGCCUCUCGCUCUUUGCCGUGGUCCUGCUUUACCUCGCCAAGUGCACCUCCGAGGGCCUCCGGCCUCUGCCAGCCCCCCGUGGGCUCCCGCACAACCAGCCUGCGGUCCUGCCGCCGCGGGGUGCCAGGGGGCCACAGCCACCACCGGCCCCGCCGCCCUCCCCUGAGGAGACCGCCUUCGUGGCCGUGCUCAUCACGAGCGGCCCCAAGUACAGCGAGCGGCGCAGCAUUAUCCGCAGCACGUGGCUCUCAGCUGCCGGCCGCCCCCCUCACGAUGACAUCUGGAGCCGCUUUGUCAUAGGCACGGGUGGGCUGGGGGCUGAGGAGCUGCGUAGCCUGGAGCUGGAGCAGAGCCGGCACAGAGACCUUCUCCUCCUGCCAGAGCUGCGGGAUUCCUAUGAGAACUUGACUGCUAAAGUCCUGGCCACCUACGUCUGGCUGGAUCAACACCUGGACUUCCAGUUUGCCCUGAAGGCUGACGAUGACACCUUUGUACGCUUGGAUGUGCUUGUGGAAGAGCUGAGAGCCAAGGAGCCACGUCGCCUCUACUGGGGCUUCUUUUCUGGCCGUGGUCGAGUGAAAUCUGGUGGCAAAUGGAAAGAGAGCGCCUGGGUGCUCUGUGACUACUACCUACCGUAUGCUCUGGGCGGUGGUUAUGUGAUUUCAGCAGAUCUGGUGCACUAUUUGCGUCUUAGCAGAGACUACCUGAACAUGUGGCAGAGUGAAGACGUCUCCCUGGGGGUAUGGCUGGCUCCCAUUGAUGUGAAGAGAGUGCACGACCCUCGUUUUGACACUGAGUAUAAGUCACGAGGUUGCAACAAUAAGUACAUAGUAACUCAUAAGCAAAGCAUCGAGGACAUGCUGGAAAAGCACCAGACCCUGGCUAAGGAAGGAAAGCUCUGUAAGGAGGAGGUUAAGCUCAGGCUUUCCUACAUGUAUGACUGGGGAGUGCCUCCUUCACAGUGUUGCCAAAGGAAGGAUGGCAUCCCGUGAAAGUCUGAGGAAGGAAAAGGCUGAAUGUUGACAGACUCUCUGAGCUUGGUUACUGUUACUUGGGGAGAAUCCUGGUAACUAGGGCUUAAAAAGUACUCAAAAAGAUGUUGCACGAUUCAUUAUGUCACGAUUAGUGAAAUCCUGAAACUCCUAAGAGCUACUGAUGUGGCAUGAUGUAAAGAUGUUAAAAAAAAAAAUAGAUGACAAAAAGCAUGGAAAGGCUCAUAUGACAGGAUUGAAGGCAAAUAAUGGGUUGCAAAAUAUGGAUAGUAUAAAAAAUUGGGGAAGGUAACUUGAACGAAAUGUUGCUGGAAGAUUUUUAACAGAUUCUAAGAAUUAUUUGCUACAGAUCAUGACAGGCCUUUAUGCUAUCUAUAAGAUUGUGAAACUAGCAUCUGCUGUUUAUUUCUUGGCAAGGAAGAUGUGUCAGUUUGGCAAGAUUUGAAGAUUCUAAUAGGGCCGCAAAUCAGCUGCUGUUGCCAGUGGGAACAGGUGGCUGGGUAUUGACACAAGCAGUCAAGUAAAGGGAACAAUUUUACCUAGGAUAUUUGCAUUAGGGGAGGGAGAGGUCUGGUCUUUGGCAAGUGCUUCGAUUUACAAGAAUGGAAUUAUUAGACCUUCUGUGUAACUUGUCUCUUAAGCUUUUUGUUGUUUUAAAGACAUCAUGUACAUAAAUUAUCUGGCAGCUACAGAGUAAGUAUAUAUUUAGAAAGAUGGGUUAGUUAUGGUAUUUUGCAGAUGCGGAAUACAUUAUCUUAUUUGGGGGGCAAGUAGUUAUGCUACAAAGCUAACCUUCAGUUGUUAGGCGUAGGUGUUGUUCUUGGCUUAUCCUCCAAACACACUGUGCAUGAAGAAACAUUAUCCCCGCCCCCCCCCCCCCCAACAGUAAGUAAUCUCGCUGACUACUACUCAGAUGUUGUGGGUUUCAGAUUUAUAUUGUUCAGGACUACUUCUGUAAAAUGUAAAUUAGCAGGAUUAGGUCAGUGGAAGCUAUUCAGAGGUCAAAUGAGAUUGUACUAAUGUGGGUACCUCAGCUAAGAAAGUAAACUCUGUAUGCAGUCAAGAGAAAUAGGUUCCCCCAGCCCCCAAAUUCCUGUUUGAGGAGAACCGUGUCUCUUUUCAGGAGAUACAUUGCAAUCUAAGGAGACUAGUUCCCCAACAGUCACAUUUAUAUGCCUAAAGCUAGACUAUGUGAAUUCCCUCCUUCUCUCCAAUAGCACCUUUUAGUGCAACUAAAAAUAAUUUUACAGGAGGUUUAAAUUAAUUGCUCAAGUAAUAUGUCAGUAAAUGGGAUUAUGUCCCUUAGUCCUGUCUACACUGAAAAUAAUUCUAGUACUGACAAAGCUUGUCAGCAUCAUGUGCAGUAUUGAACAGUAAAUGCAGACAGGACAUUCUUGACUGUAGAACAGAUCACUUAGACAAUUUCUUCAUGUUCUUUAUGUUCAAACCUUUAAGUACGUCUGUAAUUCAAACAUUUAUGAAUGGCAGGUGCUCUAAUAUACAGAAAUACUUUUUUCCCAGUACUAGAACAGAGCUACUGACUAUUGGUAGUCUUUGACAGCCCCAGAUCUUUCAGUAUAAGCAGAGUUUUUCCUUUUAUGCCUGAAGGGCAUUCUUAAUUAUCAGUUUUACUGUUUGUUGCACGCUGCACUUUCAUACAAUUUCACUUCCUCAUCUCCCUAGGUCAGUGUCUGUUCCCACCUGUAGGAAGAGACAGAUUCCAAAGGAGAGGGGAAAAAAAAAAAAAAAAAAGGAAAGAUGCCAAUAUAUCUGCAUUUUUGCAUCUUAAAUUAGCAAAUUAGAAAUUUGUAUCAAAAGACUCAAGGAUGGGUUUUUUUGUUAUCUUGUUUUGAUUAAAUUGUUGAGGAUUAAGGAAAGUCUUCUGCAGAGGAUGGUAAUUAUUUUGAAAAUUUGAACAAAUCUUUGACUUCUUUCUGAAACAAAGUUAAAUUAAGGUACUGAAAAAAAUAAGUUCUUUUAGCAUGUGUCCAUUCUAAUGCAUGCUUAUGUAUUGACAGAUAGGCAGAUGUGCUUUUCAGCAAGGUAUACUAUUCCAAAACAAGAAUUUUAACAAGAUUACAGGAAACUUAAAUUGGUUUUAGCCUUUUAAAAAAUACCUAUUUGCCAUUUGGGGUUCACUAGUGUUGUGUGUAUAUAUAUGUGAUUAAAUGCUUGUAAUGUGAGUAUUUAUUUAUAAUUAUUGAAAAUGUAUUAUGUGUAGGAAAAAUAAGAUAGUUAAAUGUCAUUUUAAAUUCGUUUAAGGAGGUACUGUAACGUCCAUGAGAAUUACAUAUCAAGCAGCGCUUGAAUUUAUUGGCGUAGAAGCCAUUAUUUAAAGUACUGGGAUCUGAACCGCAGAUCAAAAAAGUCUGCUGCAUGUCUCUCAAGCUAGUAAGAAUGUACUGUUUAUCCAUUUCUAUCAAUAAUUGUGUUCAUGGAAGUUGUUUACAUUGUUGACUUUGACUCUCCCUACCCAAAACUCCCAUCUUCACCCCCGCAAAAAAAAAAGAAGUUUUUUUUCAUUGCUAGCAAAAAGAAUGACGAAGAAAUGCUGGAUCUCCAUCUGAUAGUUGACCCCGUGGAAAACAUGAUGCAUACAAGUACUUAAUAGCUGAGAAAUUCUCUUGAAGAGUUUUGUACGCGAGUGUCGGGAAUAGUGUGCGCCCUGCAGCACUUAGCCCAGCAGGUCUGGCAGCAGCACAGCCCGUUGCCUGCCUCAGUGCACUCUGCCUGCACAUCUACAGGAUGAAGCUCAGAAAUGAUGGUGACCACUCUUGCGUACUUGAUGUCUGGAUUUUGGUUUGACACAGCUUCGUUAUACCCUUUUCUGUUUAAAUUUACUCCUGUUUUGCUCUAGGUGCAAAACAAAUUAAUGUGGAAGGCUUGACAGAUUCCUGUCCUUUGGUAAGUGGUUUUAGUUUUCUGAGUAGACAGCCCCUUGCUGCAAAUACACAUUUCAAUCCCAGUUAACUGGGAAAUUCCCCAAAAGUAAAAGAUGGAGUUUUUUAGAGGGUUUUUGGCAUUUUUAAAAGCAAAUUGAAUCACUUGGGAGAGAGCAGGCAUCCCACAUGCUGUGUGGAAAAACCCAGAAAAACAUUUAACUAGUACUGGGUUAUUUUUUUAUAUAUAUUUUACUAGAAAGAAUUUGCAUGUGAAAGACCUAUUAAUGUCAUUUUGAGUAAUCAGAAACAUCUGUGUAUUGGAUGAGUCAGUCACUCAAAGUUUUAAAACUUGAAUUUCAGUCCAAAAUUCAGUUUUAGUCCAUUUUUUCUAAAGCAAAAUGUGAAGCACAUUUUGAACAUAUGAAUUGCAUAUUUUAAAAGUGCUAAUUAAAGACUGUCUUUCAUACCUUCUCAGGAUUAGGUUCCAUAUUUCCCGACAUCAUCUCAGACGUCUAGUAUAUGAUGUUUUUAUACUUAAAAAAACUAUGAUGUAAUCUUUGUCUCACUUGAAAGUCAGAGGGAGGAGUCUUGACUUCAGUGGGUCCAGCAUUUGGGAGGAUGUUUAAGGGCUGCUGAGAAAUAAGCAGGUUUUGGUCUUUAGAGCAGCUACAUUAGAGUGGAAAGUUUUGUUGUGGGCCUUAGUGAAAACAAAAUUAACCAGGAACAGAUUUAUCUUCUUUUUUUGUAACUGUUCUUGGUGGCAAUAGGUUAGUGAUGUGUUGGGCUUUUUAUUUUUUUGACUAGCAUUUCUGCUGGUUUCCAAGUUUUCUCUUCAUAAAUACAUUUUUAAUGCUAUUGUUAGUAUGGAGGAAAAUAAUCGCCUUAGCUUUUCUAGAUACCAGUGUGAUGUGCAGUAUAAGUUAGGCAGCUGUGUCAAGUCUUUAAGCUUAUGUUGGCAUCCAUUCAGGACUGCCCAGUACCAAGUUGAUCUGUAACACUGUUGAGCUUUUUUUUUAUUAUUUACACAUUAUUUAAUUAUUUUUUAAAUCAGGCAUUUAGCAUUCUACCAGAGCUAAUAGAUAGAGAAGUUAAUUGAUCAUGACGUCCUCUCUCCGUGAUCAUAUCUAAGACUUGAUACUGAAAUACUUAAUGCUGACAAUGGCAUAAACUCAGCUAGAAAGCUGAUUUUAUUUCCCAGUGAUUUUUUUAACGUGCAACAUGACUUAAUUACUUUAGCGUGUAAAACUAAGCAGCUAAAACAUUAACUGCCAUACUAAAACUAACAGUUCCACUUUAAAAACCCUCAAGGUUCCAAGAAUUCCCAUAGUCAGUUCAAGAUUUUAAAAAAAGAAACCCAGCAUAGAAGUUAGUAUUCCUGUAGCUGAAUACUUUCUUUUCUGAAUGUCUAACCUUAUUCGUGUGAAGUUUGCUCAAAUAAAGCUUCUACGUGUCAUCUUUUUGACAAAUGUCAGGUUUUCUGUAGUUGAAAUGCCUCAUUUUUGAGUGUUUAAAUUUGUAUUUCUUACCUGUUAAUGCUGAUAUUUUGGGGGCCAAGGUGUUAGCUUUGCAGAUUUGAUUAAAAGCCCAGCAGCAUGGGAAGGGGAUUGAGAACUGCAUUUCUGUUAAUUUCUGUUCAGCUCAGCUCCAGCAUCAGACUUGAAAUACGUUUUUGGUAUUGUUGUAUGCCUGACAAACUGUCAACACCUACACUACUGUAUAUUUUAUUUAGAACACGCUGCCUGCAAGACUCAAAUCUGUUGCUACACGUACCUGUGUAAGAUAUGCUUUUACCUUGGAACUGGAACUUUAUAGCAACAUAUGAUGCCAGUUACCACUUCCUAGUACAGACUAUUGAAGUAACGUCUAAUACAGCUUGGAAGCAGAUCAGUCUGUUACUUGUAGCUUAUCUGAAGCUGAAGGAUACUACAUGUGUGCCUUUAUGAAACAGAAUUAGCGUGGGGUGCUGUGCUGAGUACGUUUUCAACAAUUGAAUGAAAUUGCACAUUGUUUGCAGCCACAUAACUGUACCGUUGGGGGUGGGGUGUGGCACACGGUUUAUUUGCUCAGCAUUUAUAUACGGAAUAAACUGCUAGAAAUCUGAAGCUAUCUGUGAUGAUCAAAACUCUUGGCAAUUGCUUAAGCGUAUUGUAUAUGUAUUUAUGUCCUUUCAUGUAUGCCUUUAUUGGCCAAAGCAUCUGUGUGCUGUGAUUUUUAAUAAAAGACUUUUGCUGUA